AUGACGGAUCGGGAGGCUCUGAUGGGGGCUUUAUCUAGCAUGAAAAAGAACACUCCAUUUAAGCGCGACCUGAACCGAAAGUCGCCUGCCACUUAUAAAGAAUUCUUGGCCAGGGCGCAGGGAUACAACAACGCAGAAGAAGCUGAAGCAAAUGAUCCUGAGCACAGAUCUAAGAACAAAGGAACUGAGCAAGGAUUGACGUCGAGAAAACAAGACAAUCAGAAACAGCGAGGUGGGAGAAACGGAGAUAAACAGGUCGCAUCGGCGUCGAGUCAUCCAGAAGUAAGAAAGCCGAGGCAAGAGGAGAAUCAGAAGCCUCACCCGUUUCAACGGUAUGAUUCUUAUCACGAGCUGGCUGUAGGGGUUGAAAAGGAUGAAGUAGAAAGACUAAUCCAUGAGGGAAGGCUACAAGAGUUCAGAGCUGAUUGGAGAGGUCAUGGCCAGGGAAACGACGGUCGGUGCUGGGAGGAUAAUCGACGGGGUGAAAACCGUGAGCCGGCUGGCGUUAUAAGAACCAUUCAUGGGGGCCGGGCAACGAAGAUAGUAAAAUUCGGCGGUGCUGAAGUGGUCUUUACCGAAGAAGAUGCGAAUGAGGUCCAUUUUCCUCACAACGACGCCCUGGUAGUAGAGGCAAUGAUCCGGAACCACACGAUCUGUAGAAUCCUCGUGGAUAACGGGAGCUCGGUGGACAUCUUAUUCUCCGAUUACCUGAAAAAGAUGGGAAUCCUAAAGGAGUAA
Morus notabilis is the source of this 738-nucleotide messenger RNA. RefSeq lists its product as uncharacterized. The record is from RefSeq and is a predicted model, not a curated record. The transcript is spliced from 3 exons. The coding region runs from base 1 to 738 and encodes 245 amino acids. NCBI's taxonomy places the organism in Eukaryota, Viridiplantae, Streptophyta, Magnoliopsida, Rosales, Moraceae.